This is a messenger RNA of Myotis davidii, 2267 nucleotides long. It is a transcript of the gene SEPTIN12, whose product is annotated as septin 12. The transcript is spliced from 8 exons. Gene Ontology annotation, biological process: cytoskeleton-dependent cytokinesis. Gene Ontology annotation, cellular component: septin complex; microtubule cytoskeleton; septin ring. Lineage: Eukaryota; Metazoa; Chordata; Mammalia; Chiroptera; Vespertilionidae. Bases 682 to 1968 code for a protein of 428 amino acids. Gene Ontology annotation, molecular function: GTP binding; GTPase activity; molecular adaptor activity. The record is from RefSeq and is a predicted model, not a curated record.
UAUGGUUGGGUCACAACAUGAGGAGCUGUAUUUAAAGGGCCAGAAGGUUGAGAACCACUGUCCUAGGCCAAAGUCGUGAGGAUUGCAGGGUAGUGUCUCGAACGGGCCUGGAGGAGCAGCUUACCUGUCCCUGCCCUCGGCUCCCUGCUGCAGAGGAGCCCAAGAGGUGUCACAGGGAGCAGUGGGGCUUUGAUUCUUCAGUUAACUGUCACCCUCUCCCCUCCCCCUCACCACAAACGCCAGGAUCUGCCAGGACAGGGCAGCCCCUAAAGCUCCCACAGGAGCCCAGGGCCUCAGGUGCCACACGAGGCUGCUUCUCUCUCUGUCUCCGACAGAUCGGCCGCUGGACUUUGCUGGGGUAGGGUCUGAGCAGAGAGUCUGCCUGGGCAUGGCUGAGUCUGGAGUGGGAGCUGGGGUACAGGAGGAACAAACCCCUGGGAAGGUGCAUAUCCAGAUGGGAGUUCAGUCUCCUUCCAGAGGCAGCUCCCCUGGGCACUGCUCACCAAACCCCUUGGGCCAUGGGCGCCUGGAGGAUAGACGGACCAGGGGCCUAAUGUGUGGGAGUAUCUGGAAGCAGGAGUCAGGGUUCAAAAUGAGAACUCAGUUGUUCCUCCUGGGAGCCCCAGCAACCUCUUCUCCCCACCUCCCCCAGAUACCAGGCAUCGUUGGGCCCUUGGCCCCAUGGACCCCCUAAGGCGAUCCCUCUCCCCCUGCUCAUCAAGGCCCACCUCCUGCGAGAUGCUUGGUUAUGUGGGCAUCGAGGCCGUGCUGGACCAACUGAAGAUCAAGGCCAUGAAGAUGGGUUUUGAGUUCAACAUCAUGGUGGUGGGGCAGAGUGGGCUGGGCAAGUCCACGAUGGUGAACACACUGUUCAAGUCCAAAAUAUGGAAGUCCACCCCAUCGGGCCUGGCGCUGGGGCCCAUGCCCCAGACGCUGCAGCUGCACUCGAUGACCCAUGUCAUCGAGGAGAAAGGUGUGAAGCUCAAGCUGACCGUGACCGACACGCCUGGCUUUGGGGACCAAAUCAACAAUGACAAGUGGGGCGACUACCCAAAGGACCCAGGGAGACAGGUGGGGCUCCUGGGCACAGCCCUGAGGUCGGGUCCAUCCCCCACCCCAGCUGGGACCCCAUCCUGGGCUACAUCAAUGGACAGUAUGAGCAGUACCUGCAGGAGGAGAUCCUCAUCACCCGCCAGCGCCACAUCCCCGACACCCGAGUGCACUGCUGUGUGUACUUCGUGCCGCCCACUGGGCACAGGUGAGGUGGCUGGGCCGACCAGGGCAGAGAGGAGGAGUGGGGAGAGGAGAAGGAGGGGUUCCCGGCAUGGGCUGUGGGCUGGCAUCCCCUCACUCACACACUUGCUGCUGCCACUACCACCACCAUCACUGUCCUGCCUGAGCAGCCUGCGGCCCCUGGACAUUGAGUUUCUGCAGCGGCUGUGCCGGACUGUGAACGUAGUGCCUGUGAUCGCUCGGGCAGACAGCCUGACCCUGGAGGAGCGAGAGAACUUCAGGCGCACGAUCCAGCACAACCUGAGGACUCACAGCAUCGAUGUGUACCCACAGCAGUGCUUCGAUGAGGACAUCAAUGACAAGAUCCUCAACUGCAAGAUCCGGGACCGGAUCCCCUUUGCUGUGGUCGGGGCUGACCGAGAGCACAUGGUGAACGGGAGGUGUGUGUUGGGCCGGAAGACAAAGUGGGGCAUCAUUGAAGUGGAGAACAUGGAGCACUGUGAGUUUCCCCUCCUGAGAGACCUGCUCAUCCGUUCCCACCUCCAAGACCUGAAGGACAUCACCCACAAUGUCUACUACGAGAACUACCGUGUCUGCAGACUCAACGAAAGCCACAUGCUGCCCCGGGGGCCCGGCUGGGUGAACCUGGACCCGACCCCUGCCAGUGCCCCGGCCAUCCCCGGGCCCUCCAAGGGGUGCCGAUGGGCCCAGGGCAAUCCCUCCGAGGACUACUGAACACAGCACACCCCGGGCCACUUGGGCUUCCCAAGUGCUCAGCAGCCCCCCCCCCCAACACCUGUGUCCUAGGACAUAUAUUAAAGGUGGACAUUGCUUUUUAUGACAAGCUGUGCUUUGAAAACAAAAGGAGUUUUGUAAAUGACUUCUUUGAGCUACCCUCAAAAAAAAGAUGGGUUCUUUUUUAAGUAACAGCAUGACACCCAGGCCCCGGGGCGUCAUGAAGCCCUGGGGCGGGGGGGUGCCUUGAUGAUGGACUCCCUUCUGCCCCAGAACUAGAGUCGAGUUCUAAAUCAGAC